AUGCACCUCACCCUCCUCCUCCUCGGGCUCCUCAGCCCCAUCCUCGCCACAGCCCUCCCCACCAUCCUCGCCAACCCCAUCGGCACCGUCUACGCCGAUCAAAACUUCCAAGGCCUCGCCACCCAGCUCUUCGACACCCACGGCACCUGCGCGACCUUCGAGUCUGGCGGCGUCAAGAACCCAACGCUCAUCCACUCCCUCUCCAUCUCAGCGCCCAUCAAGUGCACUCUCUUCACGCAACCCGAGUGCAUUCCCGGCGCCACGGCGCCCGUCGUCGCCGUCAACGGCCCGACGAAGGUCAAGAACUUUUUGCCGAGUCAGGAUCGCGUUUCCCCGCCGGGCUGGCUGUUUAUGAGCUAUAAGUGCGGGGCGGUGGCGACGGAGAUGGAUGGGGAGAGCGAGGUUGAGGGAAAGGAGGGUGUGUAA
This is a messenger RNA of Trematosphaeria pertusa, 426 nucleotides long. RefSeq lists its product as uncharacterized. The record is from RefSeq and is a predicted model, not a curated record. NCBI's taxonomy places the organism in Eukaryota, Fungi, Ascomycota, Dothideomycetes, Pleosporales, Trematosphaeriaceae. Bases 1 to 426 code for a protein of 141 amino acids. The transcript has 3 exons.